This is a messenger RNA of Boeremia exigua, 1152 nucleotides long. RefSeq lists its product as uncharacterized. NCBI's taxonomy places the organism in Eukaryota, Fungi, Ascomycota, Dothideomycetes, Pleosporales, Didymellaceae. The transcript has 2 exons. The coding region runs from base 1 to 1152 and encodes 383 amino acids. The record is from RefSeq and is a predicted model, not a curated record.
AUGCAGGACAUCUAUACGGCAUUCGAGAUGGACCAGGACUUGCAGGAAUUGCGGGACGCCACAGCGGCCUUCCUGGCCGAUCAAUAUGAUGAUGGUGCUUACGUAGCCACUGCAGACGACAUUGCUGAUCUAGAGAGGGCCACUGCGGCUUUCUUGGCCGAUCGUGCUGACGGGGAGCAGUUUCUUCUUCCAGCCUCUGUAGCAGUGGAUCUUGUUCGGGCUGAGCCUAACAGAUCCGAGAGCAUCAUCGAUCUGAUCGAUGAGCAUCUAUAUGCGCAGAUGGCUUUCGAAGAUACACCCUAUGAUUCUCUCGUAGCCGCUGCUCUCAUGACUAUUGAGGUCCCACAAGUUGUGUUCACAUCGUUCGACGAUAUUCUAGGCCCGAACUCCUUGCCAGAGACACCCCAGCUUCCGGAUGGGUUGGAUCGGCUGCUUGACUUGUGCGAUGACACUGACAGCGACAACGACGACGACGACGAGUCGGAUGCAGGAACAGAAGUAUAUGACAUGGUCUUCGAUGCACCCGACGCGCUGUGCCCCUCCCAAGCAUCGUAUGCGGCUUCAUUCUUUGAUACUAUCACGGAAGGACUCGUGCCUUAUGCCUCGCUCGACAGUCUUUUGCAGAUGAAGGAUCGAGAUGAGCAGCCAUUAUGGCUGUAUCGAGAAGAAGAGGAUAUCGUGGAUUUCGACGAGGGCGGUGCAUGGAUGCACAACGACGGCGAUGAGCUGCUGGAUCGGCCUACCACUCGAACCGUUAGGCAGAGCGCGUUGCACAUCAUCACGCACCUCCCAGUGAUUCUGGAGGAAGAAGAGCUAUACUCGGCUGUCUCAGACUUGUCGAUGGAUUUCGCAGACUAUCAAGGGGUCGUGGCGCCGCUGGCAUCUCGACGGGAAGAUUCCCUAGACGACAGCUUUGAGCAACUGACUUACCUAGCUAUGCCUGCAGCAGCGAUAGAAACAGUGAACGUUAUGCUGGUCAUGACCGACGACUCCUCCGUCAGCGACCUGACAGCUGGAUCACAUGGGAUGACGGCCUUUGAAGCUUUCGACAACAUGUUCGCUGACGCCAUCUGGGACAAUGAACCGGAUCUCGAGCUGAAGUUUAGUGGCGAGAUUCUGAAUGACGCUGAGCCGUGGCUUUGCAUAUACUAG